GGCGGCGGCGUCUCACGUAGCUAAGAUGGCCGCCCCUCUUGAGCGGGCGGCGGCAGCGGCGGUAGUUGGAAUGGGUUUGGCGUUACGGAGGGAUCGCUGAAGAGGCUGAGACCUACCGGGAUCCCUUCCUUAGCGGUGUGCGUUGGGCUGCGGUUGGGGCAGACGCACCAUGCUGCGGAGCUAGAGCCGGAGGCUUCCACCGCGAGUAAUGAUGUUAGCUGAGACCAAUCUUUCCAUAUGGGGAUGGGGAAGCCUUGUUGUUCUGCUUUUUCUAAUUACAUUUGGACCAUUUGCUAUAUUUUACUUUGCAUUUUAUAUCCUCUGCUCUGUGGGUGGGGGCUUUGUGGUAACACUCUUGUUUGGAAAAACUAAUUCAGAGAAGUACCUCGAACAGUGUGAACACGCCUUUCUUCCUCCAACCUCAUUUGGCAUUAAUAAGUGCAUAGAAGAAAUGAAAGAGGAAAGCAAACCUAUUAAGAUUGAUAGGAGGUUAACUGGUGCCUAUAUAAUUGAUGAACCUCUGCAGCAAAUCAUUCAAUUUUCCUUGCGUGACUAUGUCCAGUAUUGGUAUUAUACACUAAGUGAUGAUGAAUCUUUUCUUCUUGAAAUCAGGCAGACUCUCCAAAAUGCACUAAUUCAGUUUUCUUCUAGGACAAAAGAAAUAGAUUGGCAGCCUUAUUUUACUACUCGAAUUGUAGAUGAUUUUACUACUCAUCUUAGAGUAUUCAGAAAAGCUCAGCAAAGAAUAUCUGAAAGAGAUGAUCAGAUUAAAGAUGGAGCAGAAGAUCUUGUAGAUACAUUUUUUGAAGUUGAAGUUGAAAUGGAAGAGACCAUCUGUCGUGAUCUAGUCUGCACAUCUCCCAAAGAUGAAGAAGGAUUCCUAAGGGAUCUGUGUGAAGUUUUACUGUAUUUAUUGCUACCUCCCGGGGACUUCCAGAACAAGAUCAUGAGAUAUUUUGUCAGGGAAAUCCUUUCUCAAGGAAUUCUUCUUCCAUUAAUAAAUCAGCUCAGUGAUCCUGAUUAUAUUAAUCAGCAUUUCAUAUGGAUGAUUCGUGAUUCAAUUUGCAAUUAUGAGGCCUUUAUGAACAUUGUUAAAGUAAGUGAUAAAAUAGGAGAGUUAGAAGCAGUAAGAGACAAAGCCACAGAAGAACUGCAGUAUCUUCGUUCCUUGGAUACAGCUGGAGAUGAUAUUAACCAUAUAAAAAAUCAGAUAAAUAGCUUACUCUUUGUUAAGAAAGUAUGUGAUUCAAGAAUACUGAGGCUACAGUCAGGAAAAGAAAUAGAUACUGUGAAACUGGCUGCAAAUUUUGGAAAACUUUGCACAGUCCCUCUGGACAACAUUCUAGUAAACAAUGUUGCACUACAGUUUUUUAUGGAUUACAUGCAGCAGAUGGGAGGUCAAGCACAUCUUUUUUUCUGGAUAACAGUAGAAGGAUACAGGGUUACAGCUCAGAAACAGCUGGAAGUAUUGCUGAACCAUCAGAAGGAUGGAAUGCAUCAAACAACACAAACCAAAGGUCUAUUAAGAACAGCUGCAGUUGGAAUAUAUGAACAGUAUUUAUCAGAAAAGGCUUCUCCAAGAAUUAAUAUCGAUGAUCCAUUAGUAGCGAAGCUGGAAGAAAAGUUGAAUAAUGAGGACCCAACACCUGAAAUUUUUGAUCAGAUUCAAAGAAAGGUAUAUGAAUUGAUGCUGCAAGAUGAAAGAUUCUAUCCUUCAUUCAAACAGCAUGCACUUUAUGUACGAAUGCUUGCUGAGCUAGAUAUGCUAAAGGAUCCUAGUUUCAGAGGAUCAGAUGACGGUGAAGGGGAAUCAUUUAAUGGAUCUCCUACAGGCAGCAUUAAUUUGUCACUGGAUGAUCUUUCAAAUGUGUCUGCUGAUGAGUUGAUACAGCUACAUGCAUGCAUUUCAGAUACUGUCUAUGCUGAUUAUGACCCAUAUACUAUGGCAGGAGUCUGUAAUGACCAUGGGAGGACAUAUGCAUUAUAUACUAUAACUGUUCAACGUCGAACUGCGACUGCUAAUGAUGAAUGGAAAACAUAUCGCCGCUACAGUGAUUUCCAUGACUUCCAUAUGAGAAUUACUGAACAGUUUGAAAACCUAGGAAAUUUAUUGAAGCUUCCUGGUAAAAAAACAUUCAAUAAUAUGGAUAGAGAUUUUUUAGAAAAAAGGAAGAAAGAUUUAAAUUCAUACUUACAGCUUUUGUUAACACCCGAAGUGAUGAAAGCUUAUCCGACUUUAGCACACUAUGUAUAUGAUUUCUUGGAAAAUAAGGCAUACAAUAAAGAGAAAGGAGAUUUUGCUCGGAAGGUGGACACAUUUGUAAAUCCACUGCGUAACUCUAUGAGAAAUGUUUCAAAUGCUGUCAAGUCCAUCCCUGACAGCUUCACAGAGGGGAUGACAAAAAUGUCAGACAACAUGGGCAAAAUAUCAGAAAGAUUGGGACAAGAUAUAAAGCAAUCAUUUUUCAAGGAGCCUCCUUUAAUGCAGAAGACAUAUGUUGAUCCUAAACACUGUCGGGUUUCAGCACACCUAGAUGAUAAUGUAGAAGACAAUGUACCUCUUAAAAUAAUGCUGCUACUCAUGGAUGAAAUAUUCGAUCUGAAGGAGAGAAAUCAGUGGCUACGACGGAAUAUUAAAAAUUUGCUUCAGCAGCUUAUUAGAGCAAUGCAUGGAUAUACAAUAAAUAAAAAAAUAGUUGAUCAUGUUGAUUGGAUGACGUCUCCUGAACAAGUAGCAGAUGCGGUUAAACGGUUUAGAGAUGCCUUUUGGCCAAAUGGCAUUUUAGCUGAAACUGUUCCACACAGAGAUAAUGCAAUCAGAAUGCGAACACGAAUUGCUGCAAAAACAAAACUGCUGGGAGUAAUGCCUGAUGAGUUGAAGCAUAUCCUUGGUGCUGAGACAACAAGAAAAGGCAUUCUCCGAGUCUUUGAAAUGUUCCAGCAUACUCAGCUAAAUAAGAGAAUGGUGUAUGUUUUUCUGGAGGGCUUUUUUGAAACCUUGUUUUCAGAGUAUGGAUUCCAUGAUCUCUUCAAAAAAUUGCAUUCACAUUCAAAGCAGAUGCAGGCAGUUGCUUUUUAAAGUGGUGGGCAACCAGAAUCUCCAUAGACCAUCAGACAAAGGAAGCCCAGUAGGAGACAAAUUAGAACUAUCCUUCGAUUUCUUACUUGAACUUGAAAUAAUUAUUGUAGAUUAUCCCAGAUCUAAAAUAUAAAUGGACAAAUCUCAGUCAGUAAAAUAGAAUGUAUCUCUUAUCCAUGAAUAUCAUCUGUAGGUUUUAGGAUUAUUCUCAGUAGUUGACUUUAGAAAUUUAUUUCUUAGCCAAUAAACCUUUGCAUUAAGGAAACAUAAUAUGCUUUUUAUGUUAAUAGUUACUAUACCAUAGUGUUUUGUCAUCUGUAUUUAAUUUCAAAAUGAGCCUACAGGGAAGUAGCAUGUUAUAUACAUCACCCUAAUAAAUUAUUAUAAUUAUCUCACAUGUGAUUCAUUGACAUUACAUGAACUAUAGCCCAUCAUUUUAUACCCUUUAAAGCAUCCACACAAUUUAUGUUACUGCUACACAUAAUUAGUCACAUACAUCCCAGCCUGAGAAUGCUAUGACUAGCCUCUGAAAAUAAAUGUGCCAUUGUCCAACAAAUGCAUUUAGCCUUAAUUUAAAAGAAUGGAUAGUAAGGUUGAAUAUUCAUAUAGUUCAUCCUCAAGCUUCUGCCUCUGGUGUUGCUACAAUUAAACAAUUUCAAUGCAACCAGAAAGUGUAAUCAUUUUAAAAAAUAAAAUAUGAACUCCACUCUCAAUUCUAACUUUAGUGCAAUAUUUUCAUGUAAUGCAUGUGUAUUUGAAUAAUUGUAAAAAACAUUUUUAAGGUUUUGAGAUCAAGGGUAAACUAUAUUAACAAUGUAUAAUAUUCAGUUAUUGCUGCUGUGUUGGCUUAUCUAAGGACUUGUUUUAAAAGUCUGGUUUGUCACUCCUUGAAAAUCUUUUCUAUGCUCAAAAAAGCAUAAUUCUUGCAAGGAGCAAAAUCUAAAGAGCACAUCAACAUGUAGAAGAUAUAUAAGUGACAUGUGCAUAAAAUUGUAUAGUAUGUGUCAACUGCGUGCCUAAUGGUUCUAUCAAUAUCCUUUUCUUUAAAGAAAAAAAAUGGGUAAAUGGAAUGCCAUAGUUUCUCUUGUUCUGAACAGCUGAAAAUUCUAAAUUUUUAUUUGGAGUUUCCAUUAUGUUUGUCCAAUGAAGGAGCUUGGAAAAAAGUACACUAAUAAAGCAUUAACAAGAAA
Pantherophis guttatus is the source of this 4269-nucleotide messenger RNA. It is a transcript of the gene SNX13, whose product is annotated as sorting nexin 13. NCBI's taxonomy places the organism in Eukaryota, Metazoa, Chordata, Lepidosauria, Squamata, Colubridae. Gene Ontology annotation, molecular function: phosphatidylinositol binding. Gene Ontology annotation, cellular component: early endosome. Gene Ontology annotation, biological process: positive regulation of GTPase activity. The record is from RefSeq and is a predicted model, not a curated record.